Messenger RNA from Aspergillus ibericus CBS 121593, 1560 nucleotides. RefSeq names its product putative C2H2 finger domain protein. The record is from RefSeq and is a predicted model, not a curated record. Bases 30 to 1298 code for a protein of 422 amino acids. NCBI's taxonomy places the organism in Eukaryota, Fungi, Ascomycota, Eurotiomycetes, Eurotiales, Aspergillaceae. Gene Ontology annotation, molecular function: DNA binding. Gene Ontology annotation, cellular component: nucleus. The transcript is spliced from 3 exons.
UCCAUCAAUACACCGCCCGCGACACCACCAUGGGUAAGAAGAGACGCGGUCCCACGCUGGACGAGCUGAUGGCUCGUCCCUGGUGCUACUACUGCGAGCGCGACUUUGACGACCUGAAGAUUCUCAUCUCGCAUCAGAAGGCGAAGCACUUCAAGUGCGAGCGCUGCGGGCGCCGACUCAACACCGCCGGAGGUUUGUCUGUCCACAUGAGCCAAGUCCACAAGGAACAGCUAUCGGCCGUCGACAAUGCCCUUCCGAAUCGAUCCAGCCUUGAUGUCGAGAUCUUCGGCAUGGAGGGUGUCCCCGAGGAUAUUAUCCAGGCGCAUCAUCAGCGCGUCGUCACCCAGUUCCAGCAGGCCGAGGCCGAGCGCCAGGCCGUGACAGGGAACCCGCCUCCGGGCACCGGGGUCGGCGGUCAACCCGCGAAGAAGCCUAAGCUGGAGAGCGUGUCGGAUUUGAAGAAGCGAUUGGCAGAGCACAAGGCGAAGAAGGCGGAGUCUCGGACGGGGGGGAGCAGUGGUGAGGCGACGCCGGUGGGUGCUGGACAGAUGGCGGGACAGAUGCCCGUGAUACCAGUGGGCGGACAGACACCGAAUGUGGGUGGAUUUACGGCUAAUUACCCCCAGCCCUACGGCACGGCUUCCCCAUACCCACAAACCGCGAGCCCCGUGUAUCCGACCUUUUCACCUGGCCAGCAACCAUUCCCCCCGAGCGCACAGUUCCCGCCCGCGGGAUACUCGCCGCAGCCGUUCCCGACCGGCACGCCUCAGACAUAUAGUGCGACGCCAAGUGCCUUCCAGGUACCUCCGGGUCAGAGCAAUACCCCUCCGCAGACGACAGGGACAUUCCCGCCACGGUCCGGCAGUCUGCCCACCCCGCCGAAUCUGCCACAGCGACCGGCGGUGGCGGCACCUCCCGUCAAUGCCUAUCAAAUGCAACAGAUGCACAUGGGACACGCCGCGGCGCUGAACGGCGACAAACCGCAUGCGGAGCCGACCCUUUCCACAUCCGUCGACGAACUGAUCAACGGCACGGCGAAGCAGGCGGACGCGGCCGCGGCAGCGACAGCAACCGCGGCAGCGGAGAAGAAGACGGAGGAGAAGCCGAAAAAGGACAAGUCCAAGGCACGGCUAGUCUAUUCAGACAACGAGAUCAGUCCGGAGGAGAAGAUGGCACGGUUGGCAAGGUACGCAUAUGUUCCCGAAGACACAGACGUGGUGGCGGUGGAGGAGGUACCGGCGUCGACGGUGGUGGGGACGAAUCGGAUGGAUAGUUUAGGGGAUCCGGCGGAUGCUUGAUUUGGAUUCCCGGUCUGCCCGGGAGGCAUCACAACAUGCAGCUAAGUUCGUCGCUCCGCUGAUUGGGUUGUCCUUGACUGGGUGUAGGGUCGAAGCGAGCGGAGAUGAGAAUCUGUAAGUGAACGACCUUGACUGGAGAAUGAAUGUAAGUCAAGCAGGUAGGCCACCUGUAUUUUACGUUGCAAUACGCAUUCUGUAUGCCAUACAUAACUAUGACUCCGUAGCCCAUACCCUAUCAUUAUACUAGUAUCACCAAUCUAAG